GGUGCUGCUCAGCAUCCCGGAAGUUCAGCAUCAUUUGCUCUUUCAGGAAGAGACGCAUCAUCGUCAGAGCUUUGUCAACAACGGGGACAGUGGCAAAAACAUCGGCCUGCCCGGCAGAAAUUCACUCCUUUGUGCCAGUGGGAUUCAUAUGAAAAGGACAAAUGAAGUGACCAACAGGAUACAAUGUCAUCGUUCCAGGUGGUGGACUCGUCGCCGGGCAGCAGCGUCAGCGUCAUGGAAACGUCCAACUUCGCCCACGUCAUCUUCCAGAAUGUGGGGAAGAGUUUCCUACCGCAGGCGCCCCUGGAGUGUCGCUACACCCUGACCCCUUACAUCACUCCCCACCCCAAAGACUGGGUGGGCAUCUUCAAGGUGGGUUGGAGCACAGCCAGAGACUACUACACCUUCCUUUGGUCUCCAAUGCCUGAAAACUACGAACCAGGAAGUACUGUGCACAGGACUGUGGUGUUUCAAGGUUAUUAUGUUCCCAAAUCUGACGGAGAGUUUUACCAGUUUUGUUAUGUCACGCACUCUGGUGACAUCAGAGGAGCCAGCACUCCCUUCCAGUUCAGGUCGGCCACGCCCACAGAAGAGCUUCUGACUGUUACCGAGGACGACAGCAACUCAGAUAUACUGGUCGUCACCACCAAGAGCGGCCUGCUAGAGCAUGUGGAGGAGGCGCAGCAGGAGCGCAGGGAGCUGCUGAAGGCCAUGCGUAUCCUCCAAGAGGAGAAACAACAGCUGCAGGAGGAGCAAAAACGACUGGCCAGGGAGCGGGAACAGGAGAGGGAGACGUGCUGCCUGCUGCGAACACACAACCAGGAGCUGCUGCGCUCAUCGCAGGGCCUGUCAGAAGAGAGGGAGGACGUGAGGAGGAGACUGACAGAGGCCACAGACAGGGUCCGCCAGCUGGAGGAGGACCUGCUGGGAGUCACCCAGCGAGGCCUGCAAAAGGAGACAGAGCUCGAUUGCCUGCGUGACCGUCUGAAGAAGCUGACCGCAGAGAGAGACAGCCUGGAGAGCCAGCUGAAGAACGAGAAGGAUGAGAGAGACCUGUACAAGGCCCACCUACGCAGCACCGAGCUAGAGAACACUAAGCUGAGCGCAGAGCUGCAGAUGCUGAAGGCGGUGGAACUGAACCGGGAGGUGACCAUCGCCCAGUUCCAGGAGGAGCUGGACAGGCUCAGGGUCUGUGUUGCCCAGCGGGACAGCCUGGAGAAAGAGCUGCUGGCACACAAGACUGACAAGGCAAUGGCAGAUCUGGCCCGUGUGCGUGAGCAGCUCCGUCAGGCAGAGGAGCAGCUUCAAGCGUCCCGGCAGCAGGCGUCCCUGCUGGCCUCGGAGCUCCGCGACUCAGCCAGUGCCCGUGACCACACAAUGACCGAGCUGUACCGCGCCCGCUUGGAAGCCGACAAGCUCCGUGCCAGUCUUGCUGAUGCUCAGGCCGAGUGCCAACGCAUGGAGAGCCAGCUGGACCGCAUGAGGAGCACUGCACAGAAGGAAGUGGGUGUUGGGACUAGUGGGGAGAUGACACCCAGCAUGAUGGUGGUGUCAGAGGCAGAGGCUGAGCUGCAGAGAGAGGUGGAGGAGCUGAAGCUGCGCCUUCACAUGGCUGCUGAGCACUACAAGGAGAAGUACCGGGAGUGUCAGCGCCUCCGCAGGCAGGUGGCCAAACUGAAUACAACUGAGGCACAGGGGGAGCCAAAGAGAAACGCAUCAACCGAGACAACACAGGAGCCACUGACCCCGAGUCCAGAGUCACCAACAGCAGGGAAUAUAGCCACUGCAGUCCUACAAGAAGCCGCUGAGAUGACAAUCACUCCAGAACUUAAUAACAGGGAAUCCACAUAUGCUGAUUUAUACAACAGCACAGAGAGAGAAGAAAGGCAGAGAGAGAAAAUGCCAAAGGAGUUGGCCGAGAUGGAGGCUGAGGGAGAAGCAAACCAAGGGGAGGACGGGGAGAAGGAAAACAAAGAGAAAGAAAGAGAGGAGAAGAAGGACAGCCUGCCAGAGGAGAGCCUGAAGAUGACGAGCUGGGUGGAGGUGGAGAACGAGAGGCGGAGUGCCGAAGAGAACGGCGAGGCGGAGGCGGCCGGGAACGCGGAGGGAGAGAAGGAUGUGAAGGAAGAGCAGGUGCUGCUGGAGGUGGAGGGGAGGAGCACGGAGGAGGCGGAAAAGGCACAGACUCGCUCGGUGGAGGAGGAGCUGGCGAUGAUGGAGGAGAAGUGGAAGCAGCAGUGUGCGAUCAAUGAGACGCUCAAGCAGCGGCUGGCCAAUGAGGAGGAACGAUUCAGAGUGCACAUGGCAGAGCGAGCUAGCGAGGUGACAGAGCUGAAACGCAACCUCGCCCAGGCACUUCGAGACAAGGAGCAACUACAGGAGGAGCUGCAGCGCUUCGUGUCCAGGCAGAGGGAGCAGGAAGCUGGCGUCCAGGGUGCUGAGAUCAGGCAGCCGAUGGUGCUGCGCUACCCCCUGCCAUACCCUCAGGACCCCUCCCCUCCACCACUGGUCCCACACAGGCCUGCUGAGCUGCAGUAUGGCAAUCCAUACUCCACUGACACCACAAGAGACCGGGUGGAUGUCGCGCUGUCUCCUGAGCACAUGUCCCGUCCUCCACCUGAGGCCCCGCCUUGCGCCCCUCCCUGUGCACCCCCGAUCACGCCCCCGAGUCCGGGCCCUGGGGCACCAGGCUGGGAACAAGAGGUGGUCUGCAUCCAGCCCUCCCGCAGCACGAGCCCCCCUGAGAGCCUGGAGCAUCCGCCUGAGGAGCCACGAAGUGCUGCUGAUGGGGCUCAGCCGUCCUGUGAUCAUCAGUCCAGUAGACGUAAAGACGCCAGGGGCAGCUUCUGCUUUGACUCCAGUAGUGACGUUCACAAGCGCUGCCCGUUAUGCGAGGUGAUCUUCCCGCCCCACUUUGAGCAGCGCAGCUUCGAGCAGCAUGUGGAAAGCCACUGGAAGGUGUGCCCCGUCUGCUCUGAGCAGUUCCCCCUUAACUGUCAGCAGCAGCUCUUCGAGAGGCACGUCCUCACGCACUUUGACGGCCACGUGCUCAACUUCGAGCAGAUCGAGUGAAGGAUGCAAAGGGCAAACCUAGAAUUCUGACAUAACGUAUGGGUAAAUGUGUGUUGUCAGCUAUUAGUUAAUUUCGAUUGGGUUGAGUUGUCUCGUUAAUAUACAAUCAUUAGCACUUUUUCGCAAUCUUAACUAAGGUUAGAAAGAAUGUAGUCCACUUCUGAAAGGAAGCAAAGAUGUUUUUUUAAAGUAGGGUAGCUUUCACCUUAAAACACCAUGGGUAAAAGGAUCUGUAACACUCACAAAAAGUGCCACAGUCCUUUACUUUUCUAUCAUUUUUAUGCUCUUCUUUCUGCUUCAGGGGACUAAAGCACCAUUGGUAGUGCAUGCAUUUACUGUGUUCAAAAUGACAAAAUUAUAGCUGUUAAAGCGAAAGGGAUGAAUUGUAGCAGGAGCUUCAAGAGAAAGCAUUUUAGUAUGUUGAUGUCCCUGAAUAUUAUUUACAGUUACUCUCAUGCGAUAUAACAGCCAAAACAUCUUCAUCUUUGAAUUGUCCACGAUUCAUAGCUCGUGCACAGAAGGGAUAUGUUUUUUUAAGUGUAAAUGCAGAGUGAGAUCUGAUUAUGUGAUGUCUUAAAGAGUCAUCUGAGUGUGUAUAUUUAAAUGAAGAUUGGUACGGAGGAGACUUUUUUCGUUGACUUGAAUGGGAACUGAUUUUUCCCAGAACCACAGUACUGCUGUACGUAUAAGACGUCAGAUGGUUGAAACAAAAACAGCACUACGUUUUCAUGUAUCUGCACUAAAUAAGGCUUUAUUCUGAAUGUACUGUACAUAUGAAAAUAAGUAUAAGUUGUGGAGAGACCUGUGAAUUACUGUCGUGACCCUGCCUCCCCUCAUUGUUACUUCCUUCCAUGUUUUAGCAAUGAAAGAAUGGUGGACCAAUGAUGUUUUACUUUGGUUAGUUGGUCAGAAAACUGGGCUGGUCUCUUUAUUUGAUCUGAAAUAACUGUCAAACAGGCAAACAGACUGCAGGACACUAAGUUCCAGACUCUUUUCUCGUUACGUACUUCCACGUUUUAAAGUUAGAACUGUGAAGAAAAGUCAUCGCUUCGUGUGCAGGUCCAAAUCAUGAGCGAGUGUCAUAUCUGUGUGUCUCCACAUCACCGCUUGUCUAUUUUCUGUCAUUACAAAGUGAACCCUGACAGUGUUGUAUUCAGGCUUUAAAAAUUGCACAUGCCCAGUAAUCACAAAGGCAAAAUGUGUGUGUAUGUCAUGUGUCCGAUGCAGCCCCCUUUUCAUGUGAGAAUGUCAGGACGGUGGUUUAAGUGUGUACUGCAAAGAUCUUUAUGAAUAAA
Epinephelus fuscoguttatus (brown-marbled grouper) is the source of this 4367-nucleotide messenger RNA. RefSeq names its product Tax1 (human T-cell leukemia virus type I) binding protein 1a (gene tax1bp1a). The coding region runs from base 184 to 3072 and encodes 962 amino acids. NCBI's taxonomy places the organism in Eukaryota, Metazoa, Chordata, Actinopteri, Perciformes, Serranidae. The record is from RefSeq and is a predicted model, not a curated record. The transcript is spliced from 17 exons.